This is a messenger RNA of Temnothorax curvispinosus, 1634 nucleotides long. RefSeq lists its product as uncharacterized. The record is from RefSeq and is a predicted model, not a curated record. Lineage: Eukaryota; Metazoa; Arthropoda; Insecta; Hymenoptera; Formicidae. The transcript is spliced from 5 exons. The coding region runs from base 548 to 1441 and encodes 297 amino acids.
CCGACCAUUCCAGCGACUUCGGCCGCGAGACGGACGAGAGAGCAGCGGGGCUCGAUCGCGCCGUGCCGCUCCGGAGUCCGGGGCCGUCGAUCGCGUCUCGAGCUCGAGCUCGAGCUCUCACGAGUUUCGCGGAUCCGGGCGAACGCCGUCGCCGUCGGAAUCGUCGCGGAGUCGCGAGUGCUCUUCGGGCGAGUGCAGGGACGACCAGGGACGACCGAUUUCAAGGAGGAAAAGAAGGAAAGAAGGAAAGAAAGAGAAAGAGAGAGAGAGAGAGAGAGCGAGAGUGAGAGAGGAAGAGAGAAACACGGGAAGGACCAAAGGAGGCGGCGAAUAUUCGCGUGAGCGAUCGAUAUGUCGCGACGAUCCAGGCACGCCACGUUCGGCCAGCGCGUCACCACGAGGAGAGGAAUCGCCCGUGGAUAAGGAUCGGCACACGCGAGGGACCGUAAUCCCUCCUGAGCAAGAUGAGCUAAACGGACGUUUCUGAUUAGUCACGUGCUUGUCUUUGACAUUCCCUGUGCGCGAGUCGAUUGACACAGACUCCAAAAUGCAUGCUUCGAGAUAUGCUGGAUAUCACAUUAACGCAAAUCGUGAUUAUAUUACGGACGGCGAGGAGAGCCACAGAGCUCCUUCGGAUCGCACCGUGUCUGAAUAUAUCGUUGCUAACGAACAUACUACCAUGGUGAAACCUCCAAGAAAGAACCACGCAGAUAGGUAUGACAGAGAAGAAGAUAGGAGAUCCAGAAGUGCGCAUAAUACUCGUGACUCGGUAUUGUCCGGAUCUUCGAAGCAUAGUUUGCAUCCGCUUCGCAAAAGUGCCUCGCACGGUAGCAUUUGUGACAAUGGUUCAGAUAUAUAUGUCACCAGCGCUGCGUACAGAGCUACUUCCGACAUAAGUCGAGUAUCACGCCCCAGCCUCGCACCAAGCUCCAGAUUGGAUCACAGAGCGCCUAGUCAUUACAGCUACGGUUCCGGCAGGUCAGGCACCUCGACAGUGAAAACUCGUACGUCACGGAAAGGCGGUAUAAUUGUGGAAACCAUGUCGACGCCUAAUCCGUUCUGUCCAAACACUAAGGGCGUCUGUUGCCUUAUGUUACUUCUCAAUCUUGGCUUGAUUCUAGUUACUCUAGGCUUCGUUAUCGUCAUACAAUUCUUCCAGCCAUUAGUCGUUUGGAUUUUGGGAAUAAUAUUUCUUGUGUUUGGCUUUUUGACACUGAUUGGUAGCCUCGUGUAUUGCGUACAUGUGUUCAGAAAUGCCAAACACCCACACGAUAUCAAUCCAGAAGAUUUAUACUGGACCCAUUACUGGCAAGGUCGUGUUGGUUCUACAGCACCUGAAGUUUAUUAUAAAACGGAAGACAAAUAUCAGGAUGAUGGCUACAGCGAUCGAUACAGCAAAUACUCGGGAAAGUAUUAUGACAGGCAAAGUCAGAGAUAUUGAUUGGAAUGUGAGAAAUGGUAUUGACCAUUAAUUUAAAAGACCCAUCAUUCUGCCAACUCUUAUAUAAAGGGUUUUAAAAACCAAUGACGAACAAAAAACUAAUCUCAGUGCAAUGAAAUAUAGUACUUAUGUGUAUUUGUGCAUAGAUACUGUACUAACAUUCUUUUUCAAAAAAAUAUAAUUUGUAAAUGUA